ACCGGCAAAAUGUGAAUUAGUACGCAGAAAAUUCCCCUUCGGUGUUUUAUAUGGAUUCCGCAUGAGAUGUUUUUGGUUUUAUAAGCUUCUUCAUACCUGCCAGGAUGGAUCUUGGUAAGGCUAAGCUGAUCAGGACUGGUCUCAACACUCUGCACCAAGCCAUCCACCCUGUGCACGGGAUUGCCUGGACGGACGGCAAGCAGGUCUGCCUGACGUCGCUCUACUUCAUCAAUGGGGAGGUGAAGUUUGGGGACACUAAUGUUAUCGGGCAGUUUGAGCAUGUCUUCGGGCUCUUCUGGGGUCCGCUGUGCUGCUCAGACUCUCCCGCUUUGCUGGCCGUUCAGCACAAGAAACAUGUUACCGUGUGGCAACUGCAGCUCAGUGCUCUGGAGCAGAACAAGCUGCUGUGCACUCAGACCUGUGAGAUGAGCGAGCCUUUCCCUUUGCUGUCUCAAGGCUGCGUCUGGCAUCCGAAACUGGACAUUCUAGCUGUGCUGACGAAGAGGGACACGUCUGUGCUGUUUUCCGUGCGGGUGGACAACAGGAGAAUCAAAGCAGACAUCAAAGGUAGCGGACUUAUUCAUUGUGCUUGCUGGACUAAAGAUGGCACUCGCCUGGUGGUGGCUAUCGGCAGCGCUCUUCACUCGUACAUCUGGAGUGACAUCCAGAAGAGCCUGGUGGCCUGCUCCUUCUGCCCCAUCUUUGACGUGGGGGGCUACAUCUGUGCCAUCGAGGCAACGGGGGAGGCUCAGGUGGCCGUGGCUACAGAGCUGCCUCUGGAUAAAUUAUGUGGGUUAAAUGCAGGCAUAGCCUUUGACAUGCCAGCAGAGCAGGAGUCCCUGCACGGCCACGGCUCGCAUGUGGUCAUGUCAGAUGACGACAGCGUUCUGGACUCGAGGAGGAGAUCAUUUGAAUCGGAGAGGUCUUUCAUCCCCAGCUCAGGUCCUCUGGAUCUCACCCACCUCCUGGCGAGGCACCGUCGCUCCGACCCCAGCCCCCUCAUCCACCUGCGUCGCCGAGACACCGUGACCGGCUCUGGCCAGGACUCCUCGCACCUCAUUCUGGUUACCUACGACCGAAAGGUCACUACCACCCGCAAAGUCAGCAUCCCAGGGAUUUUGGUCCCCGACAUUGUUGCGUUUGAUCCACGUGGCUCCACAGUUGCGGUGGCCUCCAACACCUGCAACAUGGUUCUCGUGUACUGCAUCACGGCGUCUGCGAUGCCGAACAUCCAGCAGAUCUCUCUGCAGGCAAACGAGAGGCCCAAAGGAGUGUGCUUCCUCAGUGACAAGAUGCUGCUGCUGAUGGUGGGCAGGCAGAAGUCCAACGACCCGGCCUUCCUCCCGUCUUCCAACACCGAUAAAUACAUUCUUCGCCUCAUUGCCAAAGAGCUGAUGUAUGACGGAGAGAGUUCUAUCACACCAUCCCCCUCUGCUCACCAUGUGUCCACUUCUAAUUUCUGCGCAGGGAUUAGGAGACACUCAGAGCACCUGUCAAAGGAUGACAGGGAACGCACAGGGAUAAAGGACUUGGUGUUGCCUGGAAGGGGCAUAGUUUGUUCACCAGGGAACAGGCGCAGGCUGGUGGAGGAGGUGAGGAGCACCGAGCCCAGCCCCGUCACCAGCUCCGUGGACUUCUCUGACCGAGCAUCAGACAGAGCCCCGUCCAGUGCCUCUUCCAUCACGGUGGAGAACUUCGACAUGGACCACGUCAGCCGAAUGUCCAGCCUGGCGGUGGCCGGCCAGGUCAGCAGAGACUCCAGCCGGUGCAGCUCUCCUCGCUUCGAGCCGUCCGAUAAACUCCACUCGGAGCCGACGCUGCCGAUGCCGGAGAAGACGUCCAACGUGGCCAAAGAGCGCGCGCUGGAGCAGCUGGUUCAUAACAUGGAGAGACUUUUUACUCGCUUUACAGAAGUGCAGCAGUGCCUGACGGAAAUCAGAGAUUAUACCCAGAAUGGCAAGAAGGCCCUGACUGUCUACCCCAAUGCCACUGAAGCCCCUUAUGUCAAUGUCACAUACCAGAAGCAGUUAUCGGAAAACGUGUUCAUCGACGAGCGGAGGCCGGUGCUGCUUUGUGACGGCAAGCUGUGUCUGCGCGCCCUCCAAGACCUCUUCAGCCUCACCAUUGUGGAGAUGAUGUAUGGACCAUUGUGGAUUGUACUCGUGGCAGAUGCAGACGGCUUUGUGCCCUUGACGUUUAAGCCCAAAGACGAGCUCACGGUGCGGAACGGGAAGCGGAAAUCGACCCUUCGGACUCCUGGGAGUCCAGAGAACUCUUGUCCAGCCAGUCCAGCCCCCAGCCAAAACCCCAACACAACCACAGAGGCCUCGGUGUAGUAGUAGCUCCUCAUGCAGUACGGACUCCUCAAUAUACCAAAAUGUAUCCGAGUGGUUCACAGUGCAAACACAGCCAGUGUGGCAUGAACAUGCAGUUGGAGCCCGACCGAUUCUGGAUUUUUGGGGCUGAUAUUGAUGACAAAUUUUAGGGAAUAAAAACUCCAAUGUCAGUGUAUCAGCUGAUACUCCUUAUAGAUAUUUACAUACCUCAUGUUAGAGUGAUAUUGAAAAGAAAAACUGAUGGGGUAGGUGUUUAAUAAGCAAUGGAUUUCACACAUGAAUUAGAAGACACCACAAUGAAGACACCACUUGACUCCGCACCACCAUGUCCUGGGAUGUAGUACCUACUCUGCUCCAGGUGCUGCAGACAGUGCUGAGAGUAUUAAUAACAGUAUUCUGCUGGACAAACUAUGCAACGAGGCAUUUUCUAAGUUACCCCAAGAAUCUUUUCUUGCAUCAUGUUCUGUUAAAAAGAUUCAGAUUUCACAUAAAACAACAUGUAUGUCAACUCCAUUAUGCAAUGUCAGCUGAUAUCGGUCGGCCUCGAAAUUCUGUGACGCACAGAAAACUUGUAGUUAUCAAAUUUAUUUUUGUAUUGAACCUCAGUAUAGAUGUGAAAAGGGCUGCUUAUGUAAUGUUUACAUGUUUGCUGCUUUUGAAUGGAAGCUUAACUAAAAGAAAUUGAAUCAAUGAGCCACAUUUUCUUUUCUUUUUUUUUCUCAUUUUGACAAAAUGCAGUGCAGCUUUGAGUGUUUUAGGGAUGUUUGAGACGUGUUUUCCUCGUGUCCUGGCACAGGAGCAAAUAGAGGCCAAUGUGUGAAGUAAAGCACGGCAGAAACUUGUGGAAAUAAGAUGUGUGAAGUUCAGAUUUUGCUCCUAAAAUGUCUGGUUCAGCAUUUAAAUGCACCUCAAAUGUCUUAAAUUCUAACUGACCUUGCUGUGCAGUGUAAAGGACGGCCAAUCUGUUCAUGACAACACAACUGAAGCACUUUUACCUCCACGUUUGUCACAUUGCAAAACUCAGUUCUACAACUGCCCACAAGAGGGAGCAACGCACAACAGAAUCUCUGAGUCUGUUGUCAGGAUUGUUUGUGAAGGCCAAAACAAACUAUUUAUGUUCUGAAUAUUAAAUUUGCAUAACCAGCA
Messenger RNA from Stegastes partitus (bicolor damselfish), 3482 nucleotides. It is a transcript of the gene wdcp, whose product is annotated as WD repeat and coiled coil containing. Bases 105 to 2336 code for a protein of 743 amino acids. The transcript has 4 exons. The record is from RefSeq and is a predicted model, not a curated record. Gene Ontology annotation, molecular function: kinase binding. Lineage: Eukaryota; Metazoa; Chordata; Actinopteri; Pomacentridae.